AUGGCUGAAGAACAGACAAACCGGCCGGCGGCGGUCGCGGAACCUGCCGAACCCGCCGGACCUGAAACAUCGCCGCCGGCUUCCUCGCCGCCGGCUCCCUCGGCCGUUCUCCCGCCUCAGCAUUGGGCUGAAGUCGCACAGAAUGAGGAACAGGGCGAUGUCGAUGCUGAUUCGACAAUCGACGCCGACAAUGCCUCCUCUACAGCGUCCAUUACCUCCAGCAUCUUUGAGUACAGGACGAUCCAUGGCAGAACAUUCAACAGCGACCAGGGAGACGCGCAGUAUUGGGGAUCCAACGAUGAACCACAGCGCGAAUUGAUGGAUAUCACUCACCACAUCCUCACGAUUGGGCUUGGGGAUAAACUCCAUCUGGCGCCAUUGGACAAGGCUCACGUCCAUCAAGUCAUUGAUAUCGGCUGUGGAACUGGCAUCUGGGCCAUUGACUUCGCCGAUGAGUACCCUGGCGCAGAGGUCAUCGGAACAGACAUCUCUCCCAUCCAGCCUUCAUGGGUGCCGCCCAACUUGAAGUUUGAGAUCGAAGACUGCACUCGAGACUGGACUUUUAAAUCCGGCUUUGCCGAUUACAUCCAUCUGAGAUGGCUGGUCGGCAGUAUCAAAGACUGGGACGCCCUCUGCUCUGAGGCCUUCAGGGUCUGCAAGCCUGGCGGAUGGAUCGAGAGCCACGAGGCCUCCUCCAACAUCGAGAGUGACGACGGCACGGUCGAUGGGGACUCGGCCAUGGGGCAAUGGGGUAAGUUCUUCAUCGAAGGCAGCAAGAAGAUAGGAUCGAGCUUCACGGUGGUCGAGGACGGCACGCAGAGGAAGGCUCUGGAAAAAGCUGGGUUCAUCAACAUCCAGGAAUUCAACUUCAGGAACCCCAUCGGCGGCUGGUCGAGCGUUCCCAGCGAGAGAAAGAUGGGUCCGUAUACCAAAUACGGCCUGGAGACGGACAGCGAAGGGUUUGUCCUGUUCAUGGCUCACGUCCUGGGCUGGUCGAGAGCCGAGAUCCAAGUCUACAACGCCCAAUUCCGACGCGAGUUGCGUUCGGGGAAGCAUCAUGGUUACUUUAGGCAGAAGGUCGUUUGGGGCCAGAAACCCGGUGCGGCCGCUGAAUAA
Molecule: messenger RNA, 1116 nt
Organism: Thyridium curvatum
Lineage: Eukaryota; Fungi; Ascomycota; Sordariomycetes; Thyridiales; Thyridiaceae
Exons: 9
Coding region: 1-1116 (371 amino acids)
Molecular function (GO): methyltransferase activity
Source: RefSeq, a predicted model, not a curated record